Fimicolochytrium jonesii is the source of this 927-nucleotide messenger RNA. RefSeq lists its product as uncharacterized. NCBI's taxonomy places the organism in Eukaryota, Fungi, Chytridiomycota, Chytridiomycetes, Spizellomycetales, Powellomycetaceae. The record is from RefSeq and is a predicted model, not a curated record. The coding region runs from base 1 to 927 and encodes 308 amino acids. The transcript has a single exon.
AUGUCUCUUCAACCUAAAACUCCUUCCGAACGCAUGACGUCUCUCGUUGGGAGCGCUGCCUUUGCACUUCAAGGCAGCAGCGCAAACAAGAUGAAUCUAGCUCAAGCGAUUGAUAAACACGGAUGGAAUGAAUCCGAGUUCAUGAAAGCUGUGACCACACAUCACACCAUGUACACAGAGAUGAACGAGCUCCUAAGCGACAUCGAAGCAAAAUUGGCGAGAACGUUCCUCAGAUACGACUUCUCGCUUCGAGCGCAAUUGGUCAAUCCGGAUGCCUUUCGCAAAUUCAUGGAGAGUCCUAACACGCAGCGUUUUCUCGAUCGCAAUCCGACUAUACGCAAUAAAUUACAGCUAUGGUACGCUGAAUAUACAGCACCCACACUCACUCCCGAACAACAACGUAUAGCUGACUUGGAAAAGAAACUCGCGGAGGCUCAGCAGGCAGCGACCACCUCUGCGACACCAUCGGAGACCGACCCUUCAAAGUUGAUCGCAGAUGUUGCACGUCCUUGUAAGGAUUGUCAACAUGAAGGACAUCUCGAUUGGACAAGUAUCGAUUGUCCCAAUCACGAAAGUGAGAUGGCUAAGCAAGUCUGUACCAAUUGCGGUGGAAAAGGUCAUAGGAAUUGGAAAUCGAAAACAUGCAAGAAGUACGCAGAGAAGCCUGCAGAGGAACAAGCAUUACGUUCGAAACCUGAGAACAGACCAACAACGGCGGGCAAACGAAAACGUAUCGUUCUUGAUGAUGACGGUGAUGAAGUGGAGGAUAGCUCAGGCUUGGCGGGAGAAAGACCAACCAGAACCUGCGAGGAUUGUGGUAAAACGUAUAAGAAUCACGGUUCACAUGCUAAACAAUGCACCAACAGAAGGUCUCCGAUCGUACUCGUGCCUUCCGAAUCUAUCGAUGCGGAGGAGCAGGAGGAGUAG